Molecule: messenger RNA, 1917 nt
Organism: Plasmodium knowlesi strain H
Lineage: Eukaryota; Apicomplexa; Aconoidasida; Haemosporida; Plasmodiidae
Product: subtilisin-like protease 1, putative
Exons: 1
Coding region: 1-1917 (638 amino acids)
Biological process (GO): proteolysis
Molecular function (GO): serine-type endopeptidase activity
Source: RefSeq, a predicted model, not a curated record
AUGGUCCACACUGCAAGAGUGGCAUUACUCCUCUUCCCGUGGGUAGUCCAACUGCUAAUCCAUCGAACCUUCGCAAGUGACAUUGUGCCAAAUGACGGAAAGAAGGAUGAUGUACAGAAGAUAAUAAGUGAGUUACGGUUCCUACAAAAGGUAGAAACCAUUUUGGAGAACAGUAACAUGAGCAUUUCAGAUGUAGAGGCAGAUGCGAAUGCAUACAAUCCUGAUAAGGACGCUCCCAAGGAAGAACUUCAGAAGAUCCAAGGCCAACAGGAGGAUUCUGAAAAACAGCCUAGUCAUUUACGUAAUAAAAAUCAACAAGAAAAGGUAGAAAAAAAAGCUUCAUCCAUAAAAAACAAGAAAGCGUUACGAUUAAUCGUGAGUGAGAACCAUGCGACCAGUCCGUCCUUCUUUGAGGAGUCUCUACUUCAGGAUGAGGUGAUGAGCUUUAUCCAGAGUAAAGGGAAAUUGUCUAAUUUAAAAAAUUUGAAAUCGAUAAUAAUAGAUCUAAAUGGAGACAUGACCGAUGAGGAGUUGGCAGAAUAUAUUAACAUGCUGGAGAAGAAGGGGGCUCUCAUAGAAUCGGAUAAGUUGGUGGGAGCAGACGAUAUCAGCAUUGCAUCUAUAAAAGAUGCAGUUAGGCGUGGAGAGGAUCGCGUAAUUUGGGAGAAACUUCACAGUAACAUGUUGGAGCAGAAGCAAGAGGAACACGAGCAUGGAGAUAGUGCCAUCAGUGAUAACCAUGUAAACCGUGGCAACAGUAGCAACUAUGACGAUGAUGAUGAUGAUGAUGGCUUUCUGUCUGAUGUGUCUAGGUUUAAGGAGACCCACUUGGUAGGGAAGGAGAAAAACAAGAGUUACAAAUUCAAUGACGAAUAUAGAAAUCUACAGUGGGGACUAGACCUUGCUAGGCUAGAUGAAACACAGGAUCUAAUAAAGAACAACCGAGUGAGUGUUACAAAGAUCUGCGUGAUAGACAGCGGUAUUGAUUACAAUCAUCCAGACCUAAGGAAUAACAUCGAUGUGAAUGUGAAGGAGCUACAUGGACGAAAAGGAGUGGACGAUGAUAACAAUGGUGUCGUGGACGAUGUGUAUGGAGCCAACUUUGUAAAUAACACUGGUGAUCCCAUGGACGAUAAUUAUCAUGGAACCCAUGUGUCUGGAAUCAUUUCCGCCAUUGGAAAUAAUGGCAUUGGGAUAGUAGGAGUAGAUGGACACUCCAAACUAAUUAUAUGUAAGGCUCUCGAUCAACACAAGUUGGGUCGAUUAGGUGAUAUGUUUAAAUGUAUUGAUUAUUGCAUUAGUAGAAAGGCACAUAUGAUUAAUGGUAGCUUCUCCUUUGAUGAAUACAGUGGUAUCUUCAACGCAUCUGUGGAUUACUUACGAACCUUGGGUAUCCUUUUUAUCGUUUCAGCAAGCAACUGUUCUCAUGAUAAACAUAGAAAACCAGAUAUUACAAAAUGUGAUCUUGCCGUUAACUUUAGGUACCCCCCUAUAUUGUCCAGAACCCACAAUAACGUAAUCGCCGUUGGAAAUUUGAUGAAAGACAUAGAUAAUAGUUACUCUUUAUCUGUGAACUCUUUUUACAGUACCAUUUAUUGCCAACUGGCUGCACCUGGUACAAACAUAUAUUCUACAACCCCCUUCAACAGCUAUCGAAAACUCAAUGGCACUUCCAUGGCAUCUCCUCAUGUCGCUGCAAUCGCAUCCAUCAUUAGAUCCAUUAACCCUAACCUGAGUUAUGUAGAAAUUGUGGAGAUAAUGAAAAAUGCCAUUGUGAAGCUACCCUCUCUCAAGGACAAAGUCUCGUGGGGGGGCUACGUGGAUAUCUUGCGCGCUGUCAAUCUAGCCAUCGACUCCAAGGAGGCGCCUUACAUCAAGUCACAAUCAUGGUUCAGGUGGAAGAAGCGCGUUCGCUGA